Anolis carolinensis (green anole) is the source of this 1717-nucleotide messenger RNA. It is a transcript of the gene gpatch3, whose product is annotated as G-patch domain containing 3. Gene Ontology annotation, biological process: negative regulation of type I interferon production; negative regulation of RIG-I signaling pathway; positive regulation of DNA-templated transcription. Gene Ontology annotation, molecular function: nucleic acid binding. The record is from RefSeq and is a predicted model, not a curated record. Lineage: Eukaryota; Metazoa; Chordata; Lepidosauria; Squamata; Anolidae. The transcript has 8 exons. The coding region runs from base 1 to 1527 and encodes 508 amino acids.
AUGGCGGGCGCGCCUUCUCUGCCUCUCGGCGGGCGCUUCUGCCUGGUGAGCGGCAUCCCGGCCCGGCUCCGCUCCGCCGACCUCCGCGCCUACUUCAGCCAGUUCCUCGAGGCCGGCGGCUUCCUCUGCUUCCAUUACCGGCACCGUCCCGAGAGGGAAGGCCUCUCUUCGCGGCCGGGCCCGACCUGCUGCUGCCUGGUGGCCGUGAAGGCCGGCUGCUCCCGCCGCCUGGUCCGCAUGUUCUCCGGGAAGCGCUGGCUCGACCGGCGAGGAGACGCGGUGCCCGGGCGGUGCCUCAUCCGGAGGGUCCGGGUCUCCCCGCAGGAAGGGCAGGCAUCCUCAGAUGCUCUGUUGAUGGUCUGGGGCCCGAAGAGGGGGAGCCAAGAUGUUGAUACAUUUGCCUAUAAAACCAAAAAGGAGCAUCUCCGAAUAUCGAAGGAAUCCUUCACUCAAGGUGAUUUAAAACACCUCCCUGAACUGAAUCCUCCUGCGUUCAUGCCUUACGGGAAUGUGGGAACUCCUCUGAGCGUCUUCUUGGAUCUCAUCAAGGCUUGCCGGAUGCCGCCCAGUAUUAUCAGGAAGCUGCAGUUGCAGUUCCCCAAAUCAGGUUCUUCCCGCAGAUAUGGAAAAGUGCCAUUUACCUAUGAGGAAACGGAGACUGUGGCCGAGGAGGAGAGAGUGUACACGGCGACCGGGGAGGAGGUCACGGAAGGAGAGACCCCGACAAGAGAAGGCAUGGCUGAACAUGACGGAAGCACCGAGGAGAAAGAUUGUGGAGAUGCAGAGAAGGAAGAAGCAGCAGAGUCUCCACUGAACAGUGAAGCGGACGAUGAUAGAUGUGAAGAGUGGGAGAGACACGAGGCUCUGCAUGAAGACGUCACGAGCCAGGAACGAGUCAAGGAGCGCCUCUACGAGGAGGAGAUCGAACUGAAAUGGGAAAAGGGAGGCUCUGGGUUGGUUUUCUAUACAGAUGCCCAGUACUGGCAGCAAGAGGAAGAAGGAGAUUUUGAUGAGCAGACAGCAGAUGACUGGGAUGUUGACAUGAGCAUCUACUAUGACAAAGAUGGCGGCGACAAGGACGCUCGCGAUUUUGUCCGGAUGCGGCUGGAGCAGAGACUUCGGGACGGUUUGGAAGAUGGGUCUGUUGUGGGACAAACCAUUGGGGACUUUGAAAAAUAUACCAAGGGCAUCGGCAGGAAAGUGAUGGAGAAGCAAGGCUGGGCUGAAGGCCUUGGUCUGGGAAGCAGUAAUUCGGGGAUGCCCGAAGCUCUGAUUGGUGAUGGGCAGAAUCCCAAAUGCAAGAGGGGCUUGGGAUACCAUGGCGAGAAGCUCCAGACGUUUGUCAAGCCCAAGAAGCCCCGGCAAGGUGUCUGUCCGCUGAUCUCCACCAUCUAUGAUGACCCCCAUCCGGAGGAUGGGAAAGAGCAGCUGCUUCGGCGUCAGCUGCCAAUCAGCUUGAAGUAUCGGCAAGAUGUGGACUUUCCCCAUGAUACGCAUAGUUUUCACCAGAACUUUGGCUUGUCCUGAGAGGCUACCACCAAAGACUGACUUGUGCUUUUGCAAUAGCAUUUUUAAAAAUUUAUUCUAUUUGUUUGUGUAUAUUUUUUAAAAUAACAGUUGUAAUUAACUUUUUGGACCAAAUUGUAAUUAUUUUUAUUUAAAAACAUGGUGAACAGAUAUAUACUUAUGGAUAGUAAAGGUAAAGGUUUUCCCUUGA